This is a messenger RNA of Exophiala bonariae, 336 nucleotides long. RefSeq lists its product as uncharacterized. The transcript is spliced from 2 exons. The record is from RefSeq and is a predicted model, not a curated record. The coding region runs from base 1 to 336 and encodes 111 amino acids. NCBI's taxonomy places the organism in Eukaryota, Fungi, Ascomycota, Eurotiomycetes, Chaetothyriales, Herpotrichiellaceae.
AUGGCCAAAGCCGCGUCCAUCAUUCCCUUGAUCGUCCUCAUCCUUUUCGUUGGAUUUAUCGCCGCAGUAGGUUUUGUCGCAUACUCGAUUGCGCACGACGUUGGUCACAAGACAAGGCAAAAGCUGGAGCGCAAGAAUGUUUCUUUUAGUCGAGAUGGCAUGAAGGUCGGCGUAAAGGAGGUAUCAGUUGAACAGCAAGAAGACAAGACACAGAGUGUACUCAUGAAAGUGUGGAAUUCCGCAUCUUGGUCGUCCUAUGACCCCAAGGUGGUCUGGUCGAAGGGGUCAUCUGCCGCGGCGAGCACUCCUCCGGCUGCUGACAGACGCAAUCCGUAA